AUGAACUUGAGGGAAGCUCAGGUUGUGAUAGCCUGUGUGGCGUCCAGGUUUGGAGCGUCCACUGUGUUUCCAAUAUUGCAGCAUCAAUUGGAUAAAUCCGUGGAGUUCUCAACACCGGUGACAUCGUAUAGAAGUUUGCAAGAAGGCGUGUUCCUACUACGAAAUGAUUUCCCAUUGUACUCCGGUGGCGUGGUUCACCAUGCCCCACUACUGGUGGCACUCAUGUCUGCGUUCAACAACGAAAAUAUGGUUUCUCUGCUGUACGCUUGUGCGGAUGCCCUUGUAGCAUACCAGCUGAUUGCGAUGGCCAGAAGCUUCAACAACUCAUCUCUUCCAUCGUGGGUUCCCGGUGCGCUAUACGUUAUCAAUCCUCUGGUACUACUGUCGUCGGUAUCCAAGUCAUCCAUUGUAUUUAGCAACCUGGCCAUUUCCACAGCUUUAUUGACCGCCCUUCAGGGAAAUUGGGUCUGUUCCGCUGUUUCGAUUGCCGUAGCAUCGUACCUUUCAUUGUAUCCAUUGACUUUGCUUGUACCGCUACUGGCAUUACUGCGAGACCACAAACUGAAGACGGUGUCUACCACCGCCGUCACUUUGGUCACGCUACUCUUGUCUAGUUACAAGAUAAACGAUGGCAGCUGGAACUAUCUGUUUUCCACCUACGGCGUGAUAAUAACUUUUAGCAAGAUCAUACCGAACCUGGGUCUUUGGUGGUAUUUCUUUGUCGAGUUAUUCGAGAUGUUCAUCCCAUUUUUCAAAGCCGUUUUCAAUCUGUUUGUGGUCUCCUGCAUCAUACCAUUUUCAUUACGUUUCCACAAACAGCCCUUCUAUGCCUUUGUGCUGUGCCUCUGUUGGAUCACACUGACGAAAUCGUAUCCGACUUUGGGCGACGGGGGGUUUUUAUUGAGUUUCAUUCCCUUUUUCAAGCCCUUGUAUGGAUACUUCAGAUACUCAGUAAUCUCUGCUUUGCUCUUCAUUCAUGUCACUGUGUUGUCUCCCAUUUUUUACCAUUUAUGGGUUGAUUUGGGAUCUGGGAAUAGUAACUUCUUUUAUGCGAUAUCGCUGGUCUAUGCUUUGGGAUUGGCAACUGUGUUGGUCGAUCUGGUUUGGGCAAUGCUGAGGAUAGAGUAUGAUAAGGGCAAACCAAACCUCAACCUCAAACUGACGCCAAUAUAA
Lachancea lanzarotensis is the source of this 1173-nucleotide messenger RNA. It is a transcript of the gene GAB1, whose product is annotated as LALA0S13e00364g1_1. The transcript has a single exon. Lineage: Eukaryota; Fungi; Ascomycota; Saccharomycetes; Saccharomycetales; Saccharomycetaceae. Gene Ontology annotation, biological process: protein localization to cell surface; attachment of GPI anchor to protein. The coding region runs from base 1 to 1173 and encodes 390 amino acids. Gene Ontology annotation, cellular component: GPI-anchor transamidase complex; membrane. The record is from RefSeq and is a predicted model, not a curated record.